AUGGCGACUAUCAAGGGCACCUGGACUCAGGUCUAUCAAGCUCAAUCACUCCAACGCUCAUCUCAAACCCUCUCCGCAAUUGGCAGUCUCGCCUUGAUCUUCGGCGGGGAGCUUCGCCCUCGCGAACCCCGCGAUAACGACGUGCACAUCAUCGACCUCGUCCCAACCUCCAGGGAUCAGGACGCGCAGGAGGCCACCCUACGAAGCUAUGUCAAGACCAGUGAUUCGCCCAUAGCACGUGUGGGUACGGCCAGCGCUGUGGUGGAUGGCAAGAUCUACUACUUUUCUGGUCGUGGCGGCGUGGAUAUGGCGCCGAUUGACGAAAGGGGUCAGCUCUGGCGAUUCGAUGCUGGUGGCACCGGUUGGCAUGCAAUCUCACCUACCAACUACUCGCGACCCGUACCAGAGCCUAGAAGUUACCAUUGCAUGACCUCUGAUGGAAAGAACACUCUGUACUUGCACGCAGGGUGUCCCACUUCUGGCCGCUUGUCCGAUCUCUGGUCCUUCGAUGUCAAUGAGCGCAAGUGGAGCCAACUAACUUCUGCACCUGGCGCCCCUAGAGGAGGUACUUCAAUCACAUUCUCAGGUGGUAAAUUGUACCGCAUGGGUGGUUUUGACGGUAACCAUGAAUUGGGUGGUGAGAUUGAUAUCUACGAUAUCGCAUCUAAUACAUGGGACACCCAUACAUUUAAGCCCGAUGGCAAGGGAGGGCCUGGCUGCAGAAGUGUGGGCAGUUUACUCGCUGUCAGUGUCCACGGUAGGCCCUCUCUGAUCACUGCAUUCGGAGAGAGUGAUCCUAGUUCUCUUGGACAUGCUGGUGCAGGGAAUAUGUUGCCCGAUGCCUGGGUUUGGGACGUUGAGAACCAGAAAUGGAGCAAGAUCAUUGGAGAAGAGGGCGGGGAGGUACCACAGGCUCGAGGAUGGUAUGCUGCUGAUGCUAUGGUAGUCGAAGGCAAAGAGUGCAUUAUCGUGCAAGGAGGCCUAGCAGAGGACAACCAGCGCUUGGAUGAUGCUUGGAUACUAAACUUCUGA
This is a messenger RNA of Aureobasidium namibiae CBS 147.97, 1032 nucleotides long. RefSeq names its product kelch repeat protein. The record is from RefSeq and is a predicted model, not a curated record. The transcript has a single exon. Gene Ontology annotation, molecular function: protein binding. Lineage: Eukaryota; Fungi; Ascomycota; Dothideomycetes; Dothideales; Saccotheciaceae. Bases 1 to 1032 code for a protein of 343 amino acids.